AUGAGUAAUUACUAAACGAAAAGAUAAGUUCUUAUAUUCAAUGGAACUGGAAAUGACUUAGUGUUAACUAGUUGAUCCAUGGAAAGUUUAAGAAAGAGAACAAAUUUUACUGGAUUUGUUAGUGAAAAAAGUUUUACUGGGUUUAAGUAGAAGAAUCAGGAGAAAAAUAAUGAGAAGGAAAGGUCCCAUUAAUAUGAAUGAAUCCAGACCUCGAAAAAGAUCCAAAUCCUACAACAACUAGGUACCACCAUACUAUUACUAGGCCCUCUUUUCUGCUUUAUUGGAAACCUCAAAACCUAGAGACAAUUCAUAAAGAUGAAAACAAAUAUUUUAGGGAAAAGAAUCACCUUUUUAUUUUAUUUUAAUUAUUUAAUCCCUUAAAUAAUGUUAUAGGACUUGCAGGGUAUAUUUAUUUAGAUGAUGAAGUAUGUCUGAAGUAAAGCCAAUUUAAAUACAUCAAUAAUAUAUAUACAGUCUUCUUAUUUUUCAUAAUCCAAAUUCAAAAUGUAUUUAUUUGACCAAUUAUUUUUCAUAACCUUAUAUGCUGCUUUCUUUGACCAAUUUUUUGUUUUUUUCAAAAACUAAAAAUUUUCAACUAUCAAAGCCAAAAUAAUCACAACAGGCUUUGUUUCAAAGUGUUUGCAUUUAAUAACUUCAAUAGAGCCGCUUGACUCAGCAGUUACACUGAUUUUGGACGUGUUUUAACCAUUAUUAGUAAACAUCCUUCACGUGCUCAGGGAAUCAACCAUUUUAAGUGCUUAGAUAUCUAAUUUAAGUAUAAUUAACCAUAUAAUAACCGACUUAACUACAUUUGACAAAACCUUAAUUAAUAACUUCUCCCAAAAAUGAGUAGAAGAACGAAUUAACUUUUGAGGAAGGGUGUGUGAACCGAAGAGAUUUAACAUUAAUUAACAUAGAUUUUUCUCUUUUUUUUUUCUUUCCCUUUUACUCCUUUUCUCUUUUUUAUCUUUUUAAUCUUUACUCCUUUUUCUUUUUGUGUGUCUGUGUUUUUUUGUUUUUUGGUGAGGUCACAUUCUGAUUAAAAAUAAGAAAAAUGCUUUUCCUUUGGUAAUAAGGAUCAUCAUCUCUUUUCAUGCCGUUUGCAGCAGUGCAGAUUUGUCUUAAAAAAGUUUCCCUUAAAAUCUCUCCCACUCCAGUGAAAAACUUAUCUACUUUGUCUUCACCAAACCUUUUAAUCUUUUUCUUUAGCUUUUUUUUUACUGUCUGGAUCCUAUCAAUAAGCUGGAAGAAACUGUGAAACCUCAGAUGAUUACAUCUUUGCCCUGAAACCCUCUACUCAGAUACAAAAAAGAAGUGAUUUUUGACGAACAGACACACCUAAUGGGCUCAGAACAGCAUAGGUUUCUUCAGCAGCAGGAACAGAGGAAACGCUGGGGAGGCUGUUUAAGAGUCUUCUCUUGCUUCAAGUCCCAAAAGGGAGGAAAAAGAAUUGUACCAGCCUCUCGCAUUCCCGAAGGAGGCAAUCUCUCAGCCUCACAGCCCAACGGACCUCACCAACCUGGUGGUGUCUUAACCAACCAAGCAAAUUUAUCUUACUUAGCUCCACCGUCAUCUCCCGCUUCCUUCACAAACUCUGCUCUCCCUUCAACAGCUCAGUCCCCAAACAACUCCUACUUGUCCCUCGCCGCAAACUCAUCACCCUCCGGUCCUUCCUCCAGCAUGUACGCCACAGGACCGUACGCUCACGAGACUCAGCUAGUCUCCCCUCCUCCUGUGUUCUCCACCUUCACCACCGAGCCGUCCACCGCUCCUUUCACUCCUCCUCCGGAGCUUGCUCAUCUCACCACCCCUUCCUCCCCUGACGUGCCUUACGCUCGUUUCUUGACUUCCUCUGUGAAAGGCAAUCAUUAUAAUGAUCUUCACUCUACGUACUCUCUCUACCCCGGGAGUCCAGCCAGCGCGGUCUCCCGGGCUUCGGGAGUCUCCACGCCUCUCCAGGAGUCUAACUUCUUCUGUCCCGAGACUUUCGCCAAGUUUUACCAGGAUCAUGACCCUCAGAACGGUGGGAGGUUGAGUGUGUCCAAGGACUCGGAUGUGUAUCCUAGUGGGAACGUGAACAGGCAGACGAGGCAGGACAUGGAGGAGCUGGAAGCUUACAGGGCUUCCUUUGGGUUUAGUGCUGAUGAGGUUGUUACCACUAGUCAGUAUGUAGAGAUCAAUGAUGUGAUGGAUGAGUCUUUGCUUAAACCGGCUGCUUACUCGCCAAGCGAGGGACAAAAGCUGCUUAGAAGAGAAGCGAGUUUGCUAACGAGUACCAAAUCAGAAACUGAUCACAAACCAAGAAAUGGUAUUCAUGCGGAUGAAGAGGCUUUGUUAUCGAGAGUGGGAUCUGUGAAAGGUAGCAGAAGCUAUCCAACUGGCUUCUCAAGCUCUGAUGCGGAGGUGGAAUACAGGAGAGGAAGAAGCUUAAGAGAAGGCAGAGAGAUCAGACACAGGAGAUAGACUGAUCAGCUAUGUUCCUUCUAAGUUGCAGUGCUAACUCUUUGAGAUAAGAAUCUAGUUUCUUUAAGUAUAUAAUAAAAUAAUAUGAAUAUAUAUGUUACAGAUGGUUUGUAGUAGAAAAGAUGUGUUAUAUAAGCAAAGCAAGGGUGAGAGAGUAGUGAAUGUUUUUUUUUUUUAAGUUUGUGAUGCCUUUUUUGUAAGAACUAUCUUUCAUCUAAUUGCAGCAAUCUGUUUGGGAGGUUUUUAAUGUCAUCUUCUUCUCUACUUAAUGCAUUUGUGUAAGAACUGUGAUUA
This is a messenger RNA of Brassica rapa (field mustard), 2757 nucleotides long. RefSeq lists its product as uncharacterized. Lineage: Eukaryota; Viridiplantae; Streptophyta; Magnoliopsida; Brassicales; Brassicaceae. The record is from RefSeq and is a predicted model, not a curated record.